GUCCAUAAUUCGCCACGUCAUCAUAAUAAAUAUCAAUGGCUCAGAUUUUAAUAAAUAGCCGAAAAUUUGUGAAUAUAUAAGGAACGCAAAAUUACCUUUCGUCAAACGGCGUCGUUAUCCAUCGGAAAUUCCUUCAUCGUGAAACCCAAAUUGUUUAGAAAUGCAAAACAGCGAGGAACAAAACUUUAGAAUCCGAAGAUUAGAGAUUACAGAUAAGAGAAAAGGAUUCAUAGAGUUACUGCAACAGCUUACAGUUUGCGAUUCAGUUUCUGAGAAGGAUUUUGAGGAUCGAUUUCGGGAGGUUGAUUCACUUGGAGAUGAUCAUGUUAUCGGCGUUAUUGAAGAUGAGGUUGCCGGAAAGAUUAUCGCAACGGGGUGUGUGUUUGUUGAGAAGAAAUUUAUAAGAAAUUGUGGUAAAGUUGGACAUAUUGAAGAUGUUGUUGUUGAUUCCAGUGCUCGUGGGAAGCAAUUGGGGAAGAAAGUGGUUGAAUUUCUCACUGAUCAUGCUCGUUCUGUUGGGUGCUACAAGGUUAUUCUUGAUUGCACGGUUAAGAAUACGGUAUUCUAUGAGAAGUGUGGUUUUAAGCAGAAGGAUGUUCAAAUGGCUAUGUAUUUUGGUUGAUUGAUUCUCUGUUUUUUUAGAUUCUGAGUUUGUUUUAUUUCUCAUGUGUUUGAUGUCUUUGGAAGGCAUGGUUGAUGUCAGAUACUAUUGUUAUAUUCAAUAGUUCAUUUUCUCAAA
This is a messenger RNA of Lathyrus oleraceus (garden pea), 739 nucleotides long. Its product is annotated as glucosamine 6-phosphate N-acetyltransferase. Lineage: Eukaryota; Viridiplantae; Streptophyta; Magnoliopsida; Fabales; Fabaceae. Gene Ontology annotation, molecular function: glucosamine 6-phosphate N-acetyltransferase activity. The transcript is spliced from 2 exons. The record is from RefSeq and is a predicted model, not a curated record. The coding region runs from base 161 to 622 and encodes 153 amino acids.